Molecule: messenger RNA, 4596 nt
Organism: Anopheles coustani
Lineage: Eukaryota; Metazoa; Arthropoda; Insecta; Diptera; Culicidae
Product: angiotensin-converting enzyme-like
Exons: 4
Coding region: 442-4140 (1232 amino acids)
Biological process (GO): proteolysis
Cellular component (GO): plasma membrane
Molecular function (GO): metallopeptidase activity; peptidyl-dipeptidase activity
Source: RefSeq, a predicted model, not a curated record
UUUCGAGUAUUAAAGUGCCUUCAUUGCAAAGCUAUUGUCCGAAACGGUGCGGGUGCCAAGUGGCUGAAGUGAUCGAGUACAACACUUCGAACGGGUCCGAGCAAUAUUAGUACCACGAGUGGCAAGUUCUGCGACAGUUAAUCGUGCGGUGCUGAGCCGAGAAGAGCGAGCAAACGUAGUUUUGCUUCUGCCAAAAAACCAAGCUUGGCAGAACUAACCUUUGGCACCCAAGAAAGCCACUGGAGUUAUUUGUUGCAACAGCAUCGAAAUGUUAUGUGAUUUAGAAAAAAAGGUCUAACGUUCAAGUAAAAGUGUAAAGUGUUGUUGCAAUUACUUAACAACGUGAAUAUUGCGUAUAUCUACGAUACCGAAAACGAGUGUGGCUAAGUUAAACGUGAGGCCCUCACGCGGGCUAACCAAGUACGGCUAGAGGUUCACAAAAUGAAGGGUUUCGUGUUCCUACUGUUUGUGUGCGUCGUCUGCUGUGUCAGGACGACCCUGUCCCUACCACAGGUGGUAGUGCAGCGCGAUGAGCUAACGGAAGAGGAAAUGCUGGCCGCUUUGGAGCAGUACGACCAGGAUGUUCGAGAUCAUUGUAAUCGUAACGUUAUCGCCGAGUGGAAUGUAGCUACCGAUUCGGAAAACAUUGAGCUACAAGAAAUUCAGAACAAUGUGUCGCUUGAGUUUGCGAAAUUCCGCAACGACUAUUACGAACAGUACUUCAAAGCGGCCAACGUGGAGAGCUACCAGAGUGAAAAGGUGCGCAAACAGCUGCGGUUGCUUAAGGAUCUAGAUACGGCCGCUUUGCCCGCCGAAAAGUUGGCCACCUUGAAUCGUGUGAUGCACAAGAUGGACACAGCCUAUCAGCUGGCGGAAGUGUGCCCAUACAACAACCAGCAGUGUGGUUCUUCCGAUUCGAAAUGGACACUGGAUCCGGAGUUGGAUCAGGUGCUGGCCGAAUCGACCGAUUACGACGAGUUAGUGUAUGCGUGGCGUAGCUGGCGCGACGAGUCUGGAAGGAAGAUGCGCUCGGACUACAACGAUUACGUGGAGCUGGUUAACGAGGCAGCCCGGAUGAACGGAUACGAUGACUAUGGGUCGUUGUGGCGGUCGAAGUACGACGAUUCGCAUCUGCGGGAAACGCUCGAGCGUCUCUGGUCCGAGGUCGAGCCACUGUACGAUGAACUGCACACGUAUGUGCGCUACCGGUUGUUCGAACUGUACGGCGACCGGAUGGAUGAGGACAACCCCAUGAUACCGGCGCAUCUUCUCGGCAAUAUGUGGGCGCAAUCGUGGGUGAAUCUGUACGAUCGCUUGAAACCCUUCCCGAACGCGAGUUUGGUCGAUGUGACGGCAAAAAUGAAGGAGUUGGGAUACAACGCCACCAAGAUGUUCGAGAUGUCAGAUGAGUUCUACCAGAGCUUGGGGCUGCCGAGUAGUGCCAUGAGUUACGGUCCGAAGGCGGUUAUCGAGAAGCCACCGCAGAAGAUUGUCUGCCACGCGUCGGCCUGGGACUUUUGCGAUGGUGAAGAUUUUCGUAUUAAGAUGUGCACGAGCGUGAACAUGGAAGACUUUGUCACCGUUCACCACGAGAUGGGCCACAUCAUGUACUAUCUCCUGUACAAGGAACAACCGUACCUGUUCCGCACCGGGGCGACACCUGCCUUCCAUGAAGCCGUAGGUGACACGAUCGCAUUGUCGGUUUCUACUCCGAACCAUCUGCGAAAGGUAGGCCUACUAGACGAGUACGCCGAUAGCCAAGCGGACAACAUUAAUGCACUGUUCGAGAUGGCACUGGAGCGGGUAGCGUUCCUUCCGUUCGGUUACCUAAUAGACAUGUGGCGUUGGGACGUGUUCAGCGGAGCGGUAAACGAAAGCCAGUGGAAUGCGCACUGGUGGAAGUUGCGCGAAAAAUACCAGAAAGUAUAUGCACCGGUCGAGCGUACCGAAGAUGAUUUCGAUCCCGGCGCAAAGUACCACAUUCCAGCCAGCUCGCAGUACAUUGCGUACUUUUUGGCGCACAUCCUUGAGUUUCAGUUCUACCGGUCGCUGUGCGUGGAAGCCGGGCAGUACGAUCCGACGAACGAAUCGAGCCAACCGCUACACAAGUGCGACUUCUACAAUAGCAAAGCGGCCGGUGAAAAACUACGCGAAGGUCUGUCCCUUGGCUACAGCGAAGAUUGGCAGGAGGCGCUGGAAAAACUUACCGGCGAACGGGACAUCAGCGGAAAGGCCCUGCUGGAGUACUUCGAGCCGUUGUAUCAGUUUUUGAAGGAAGAAAACCGCAAAUUUAAGGCCGCCGAAAUGGAGCAGAUCGUCGAACGGUACAGUGAACAGUACUCGUUGGCUUGCAAUGCGCAGGUGAAGGCACAGUACGCCACGCAGGUGGACGUCGGUAAUCCGCAGCUGCAACAGGAGCUGACGGAGGUUAUGAACGCCAACACGCAGUUUGUGCUGGACAACUACAACCGUUUCUUCGCGGACGUUGAUCCGACGAUGUUUUCCGAUCCGAUGGUAAGCCGCCAGCUACAGUUCCUGACGGAAAUUUCCGUCAACAAGCUACCUCAGGAGGACCUAUCGAAGCUUCAUUACGCACUGGGACGAAUGCAAAACACUUACAGCAGUGCCAAAAUAUGUCCCUUCACUGACCAGACAUGUAAGACGAGCGGUGCCCUUUCGUUGGAUCCCGAGUUGUACGAAGUGAUGGCCAAAUCGGAAAACUACGACGAGCUCUUGUACACGUGGCAGGAAUGGCGCCACAAUACCGGACGACAGAUGAAGCGCGACUAUAGCGACUACGUGGAAAUCAUGAAUCGGGCUGCCAAACUGGGCGGAUACGAUGACAUGGGUGAACUUUGGCGGGGUGCAUUCGAGCAGGAAGACUUCGUGGACGGAAUGAAGCGCUUGUGGAGUGAACUGCAACCGUUCUACGGUGAGCUACACGCGUACGUUCGUCGCCAGCUGAAGGCCAUCUACGGUGACCGGAUGGAGGAGCACGCCGGGAAGAAGGACACCAUUCCAGCCCAUCUGCUAGGCAAUAUGUGGGCACAAUCGUGGGUGAAUCUGUACGAUCGCACGAAACCGUUCGCCAACACGGUCGAGCUGGACAUUACGGACACGCUGAAGGCGAAAAAUUAUACCGCGCGACAAUUGUUUGAGAUUGCCAACGAUUUUUACGUGGGACUCGGACUGCCGGACAACAGUAUGAGCUACGAUGUGGCCCGCGGAGCGAUGAUCGAAAAGCCCACAGACGGCAGGGUGGUGACGUGCCACGCUUCGGCCUGGGACUUUUGCGACCGGCAGGAUUUCCGCAUCAAGAUGUGCACGCGUAUGAACAUGGAGGACUUUGUGACGAUUCACCACGAGAUGGGUCACAUCAACUACUACAUCCUGUACAAGGACCAACCGGUGACGCUACGCAGCGGCGCCAAUCCAGGCUUCCAUGAGGCCGUGGGAGAUACGAUUUCGCUGUCCGUGGCCACGCCGAAACAUUUCGAGAAGAUUGGACUGCUGCAGGGCUAUGACGAUACGUACGAGGAGAACAUCAAUGCGCUGUAUCAGAAGGCACUGGAUCGCGUUGCGUUCCUACCCUUCGGGUUGCUGAUCGACAUGUGGCGCUGGGAGAUCUUUGCCGGCAAGGUGGACUAUUCGCGCUGGAACGAGCGAUGGUGGGAGCUGCGCGAGGAGUACCAGAAGGUGUCCGCACCGGUCGAGCGGGACGGCGAUGACUUCGAUCCCGGUGCAAAGUAUCACAUCCCGUUCGAUAGCCAGUAUGUGUCGUACUUUAUUGCGCACAUUCUAGACUUGCAGCUGCAUAAGGCGCUCUGCUUGGCCGCCGACCAGUACGAUCCGAAUGAUCCGGAAAAGCCACUGCACAAGUGCGAUAUCGAUGGGUCACGUAGCGCUGGUGAUCUAUUGCGAGCAGGAUUGUCCCUCGGACGGUCCGUGCAUUGGUCGCAGGCCCUGAAGGCGAUGACUGGCGAGACUGAACUACGCACCGACGCACUGCUGGAGUACUACAAACCGUUGUAUGAUUUUUUGAAAGUGGAAAACGCCAAAGCGGGAUGCUCCAGAGCGACCGUGACAUCGUUGUUAUUUGUUUUGUUACCGUUUUUACUAUGCUUCUUCCGAUCCAGUUAGAAGCAAAUGUGUUUGUAUGUUUUUCUGAACCGUAUGUUAUAAGUUCUAAAAUUGUUUGUUUUUCGAAUGUAAAAAGAGCCGGUCGCAGGCAGAUCGGCGCCGUGGGUUCGGCGCAAUAUGCAUGCCUACUUUCUUAUCGUACCGCGACUGACGCGGAUGUGAUACGGAGCCGGGUGCCAAUGGCCCGCGGAAGACGUAUGUUGCGCUGGUCAGUGAACGCCAAUUGAUAGUUAACGAUGUUAAAUUUCUUCAAGCGUUCCGGUUUAGUCUGGGGUGAUCUUGGUGCGGUGGUGCGGAACGAUACGGCUCGUGUUUUAAACGAAUAUGCUUGGCAGUUGCCUGCGCAUCAAAACAGAGGGGAAAAAAAUGACUGUAGUGAAAUUGUAAUAUUUGAAAGUAGGUUGAAACAAUCUAAUGAUUCAAAACAUGAAUAAAGCAAAAGUUGUUAAUUCCACA